AUGGCAUCCCACGAGACACCAGCUGCUGCUGCUGCUACAACUAGUCAUGGAAAUGACACGAGCGUACGGACCGUCACCAUCCACAUCCUGUCUCCUUCUCUUCCAGCUCCAAGUCGCUUUACACUUCGGGACUUGCCAUUGGAAACAACCGUUGGACAAUUGCGAUCACGCAUCACCCACUCCCUCCCGGGUCACCCUGCACCAUCGACCCAGAGGUUGAUUUAUCGAGGACGGCCUUUGGCAAAUAACAAUGAUACCAUGGCAGAUAUUUUCCGCUCUGUUGAGGGAACCGAGCACUCGAUACACAUGGUCUUACCACCUCCUUCGGCCCCGGCACCCGCUAAUAACAGGGCUUCUCUUUUCGGGUCCAUGAGCCACACGGAGAGGUCGAGUCAACUUCCGGGUUCCCUCGCAGCCGGUAGUACUGCCUUGUCUCAAAGUGCGGGGGAUGGCCUGCGAUUCCGCGGCUUACCAACGCCGGCCACUACACACGAACGACACUUGGAGCAUAUUUCAAACAUCCUGAAUCGGGCCACGUCCGCCACGAGCCCAUAUUCACCUUUGAACAUGAACAUGCCCAACCCAACCGAUCUUGGCGAGUACGAAGACUUGCGCAGGCAGGUUGAAAGCGCAGAACAUAGUCUGGACCACAGCUUCGUUCCUUCACACGAGACCUUGUACCAACUACGAUCUCGAGUAGAGCAAUUGGUACAGCGUGAGGGACGUUUUACUCCUGCGUCUGCACAAGCAUUGCUGCAGCGUAUCAUGGCCCUUUAUCGGCGUGUUGACAGUCUGCCCUCCAAUCGCGACGCACGUCCGGCAAUGCCCGCGGGCUCUCUCCAAUCACCACUACAAGUCUUCUUGGCCACCGGACCGGAUGGCCGUCAGAGCUUGAUUAUGCCCAUAAACACCGCGAAUGUGUUUCCUCUGUCUACCCCCCUCCCACAGCCUGGAAAUACCCAUACAGUCCCCAUCGACACUCACAAUGUCCAUCAUGCAGCUCCGGCAGGUCAAAAUCCGGCAGGUAUGCAGGACAUUGUCCGCCAGGCAGUCAUCAAUCAGCAGCGACGUCGUGAAGUUGAGAACAUCCCUGCUGGACAAUAUCUGCGCAGAAUCUGGCUCUUCAUUCGACUGUACUUCUGCAUCUACAUGAUCAGCAGUUCUGGCACUUGGGCACGUGUGUUCCUCGUCGCCGGUGCGGUACUGAUUGCUCUGCUAUCAGAUACUGAAAUCCCUCGCCGGCUGCAAGGAAUGCUUGUUGAGCCUAUCCAGCGCCAUCUCGAAGGUCUCGCCCACAUAGGCGGGCCAGCAGAUCGAGCCACACAGGCAGCUGGAGAUCAAAAUUCAGUGGCCGGUGGUCAUGCGGAUAACACGAUUCGUGGCGAAUUGUGGAGCAGUAUUCGCCGUAUGGAACGAGCUAUCGUGUUACUACUUGCGAGUCUUAUUCCGGGCAUUGGUGAACGGCAGGUGGAGGCACGGAACGCGGCCGAGGCGGAAGCUGAGCGUCUUCGUCAAGAGGAACAGCAGCGGCUACAGGAACAGCAGCAGCAAGAGGAAGCGCAGGCCGAGUCUCAGCCCGAUACUGUGGCAGAGGGGGCAGUGGAAACUGACACCACCGUCGACAGCGGAGCCACCGAGCAACCGCAGCCAGAGCAAGCUGUUCCCGCAUAG
Molecule: messenger RNA, 1671 nt
Organism: Penicillium cataractarum
Lineage: Eukaryota; Fungi; Ascomycota; Eurotiomycetes; Eurotiales; Aspergillaceae
Exons: 2
Coding region: 1-1671 (556 amino acids)
Biological process (GO): endoplasmic reticulum unfolded protein response
Molecular function (GO): protein binding
Source: RefSeq, a predicted model, not a curated record